UCAGGUUGUAACUGAGGCCGUUUUCUUCUCUUCCUUUUUUCUGCUCUUUUGUCUACUGUGCAUUAUUCCCUCCACGACCCUCUUUUGCGUAUAUCGCACAAAGUUAUCACCUUUCGUCUUCCACGCUUUUCUUUCUAUUGAGCAUCUCGAGGAACUUUAAAAAAAUGGUUUUUUGGGUGGUUGGAGCACGCUCAAGUGGUGCUCUCUGAAAUCUUCUAAGAGCGUGGUUUUAUUAUAUGGUUUUGGUUUUUGAAUCGUCAUGGAGCAAUCCGGACGGUUUGCUUAGAUUGCUUGAUGGCUAUGGGUUCUCUGAAUGAUUUAUUGAUUCCGGGCUCUGCAGUUCCGUCGAUGUCGGAAGGGAAAAAGGAAUGUCCCCUUGGUGUCUUCUUCAAAGACGCAAGGAGUGCGUUUAAGAAGGAUGAGUUGGGUUCAGAGAUUGCGCAAAUUGCGCUGCCUGCUGCGCUUGCUUUGAUGGCCGAUCCGAUUGCUUCACUGAUUGAUACUGCGUUCAUUGGGCAGAUAGGCCCUCUGGAGCUAGCGGCCGUUGGUGUUUCGAUUGCAGUGUUUAAUCAAGUAUCCAGGGUUGCCAUUUUCCCUCUAGUUGGUGUCACAACUUCCUUUGUUGCUGAAGAAGAUGCUACCUGUAAAAUGGCUGAUGAAGAGCUUGAAGUUGGAGACAUCAAAAUUCCUAAUGAAAUGAAAGAAUUGAUUUCUCAUAAUAAUUCUGGUGAGAGAGCGCAGAGUUUAUCCUUUCCUUCUGAUAUAUCUACAAACUCUGCGAAGAUGGAGUUUGAACGCAAGCAUAUUCCUUCAGUAUCGACAGCAUUAGUGAUUGGUGGCAUACUUGGCCUUCUUCAGACUAUGCUUCUUGUCUUUUGUGCAAGACCUAUCUUAAAUUUUAUGGGAGUGAAACUUGAUUCUCCCAUGAUGAACCCAGCAUCUCAGUAUUUGACAUUGAGGUCUCUUGGUGCUCCUGCUAAUGUCUUAUCUAUGGCCAUGCAAGGAGUUUUUCGAGGAUUUAAGGAUACAAAAACUCCUUUAUAUGCGACGGUUGCAGGGGAUGCGACCAACAUACUAUUGGAUCCACUUCUUAUGUUUGUUUUCAAAUUAGGCGUCAGCGGUGCGGCGAUUGCGCAUGUUAUUUCGCAAUACUUAAUUGCAUUAAUUCUGUUGUGGAAAUUGCUGAGAAGAGUUGAAGUGCUACCACCUAGUCUUAGUGAUCUGCAAUUUCACAGGUUCCUUAAAAAUGGUUUCUUAUUGCUUGCGAGGGUGAUUGCGGUGACAUUCUGUAUAACAUUAUCCGCAUCAAAAGCCGCACGAAUGGGCUCAAUUCCAAUGGCAGCAUUUCAGAUCUGUUUGCAAGUGUGGUUGACAAUCUCUCUUCUCGCUGAUGGAUUGGCUGUCGCCGGACAGGCAAUACUUGCUAGCGCCUUUGCAAGGAAAGAUUAUCAGAAGGCGGCAUCUGCCGCUUCGCGUGUAUUGCAGUGGGCAAUUAUUCUUGGUUUGUUCCUUUGUGCUUUGCUGGGGGGUGGUUUGCAAUUUGCAUCAAAAUUGUUUACCAAGGAUGCUGAUGUGCUGCACCUCAUUCAUGUUGCAAUCCCAUUCGUGGCGCUGUCACAGCCGAUAAAUGCACUGGCCUUUUGUUUUGACGGCAUUAACUUCGGCGCAUCGGAUUUUGCGUAUUCGGCUUAUUCUCUGGUCAUGGUGGCCAUUGCCAGCAUUCUAUGCUUAGUUUUUCUUUCCAAAAGCUAUGGUUUCAUUGGAAUAUGGAUAGCUUUGACUAUUUACAUGAGUAUGAGAAUGUUUGCUGGCUUGUUGAGGAUAGGUACUGCAAGUGGACCAUGGAGCUUUCUUCGAACUCACCGGUAGCUCAUUUUCGCUCCGAAUUGUACUAUUCUCGUUGCUUUGGAUGCUAGAAGAAUGCCAUUCUCAUUUGAAGGUACAGUUUAUCCGUAUUUUCGUGUUAUUUAACAUUCUUGAAGGGCUUCUUUGUAAAUAUACCGAGAUCAGAUGGUCCAUGGAUGUGCAAUUCAUGUAUUUCAUAUGGUGCAGCAUGCAAAUUGUUCAUUAGGAAUAUAAGUUAUCAGCAAAUGCUCAUUUGUAAGCAGUUAUGCAUGUAUAUGAAUCUUAUUCUGUUGAAGGGCCUUUUUGCAAUUUUUUUAAAAAAU
Phalaenopsis equestris is the source of this 2168-nucleotide messenger RNA. Its product is annotated as protein DETOXIFICATION 42-like. Bases 295 to 1869 code for a protein of 524 amino acids. NCBI's taxonomy places the organism in Eukaryota, Viridiplantae, Streptophyta, Magnoliopsida, Asparagales, Orchidaceae. Gene Ontology annotation, biological process: transmembrane transport. The record is from RefSeq and is a predicted model, not a curated record. Gene Ontology annotation, molecular function: antiporter activity; xenobiotic transmembrane transporter activity. Gene Ontology annotation, cellular component: membrane. The transcript is spliced from 14 exons.